CUCCUCUCUCACUUAAUUGAUUAGCGAGCGAACCGGCUAUUCAGCAACAGGAGAAGCGCAGCUCCCAAAUGGGGCACUUAAAACACAGAUAAACCGACUAAUUGCCCCCCACCCGGUAUAUUUCGAGUGGCCUGAGACUGUGUGGCCAUGGGUGACACAGAGCUGGAGCUCUCCCCUGCCCGGCUUGAAGAGCUACAGAAAAGCCCAUCGGCCUCAUCCACUUCCACCACCUCCUCUCUUUCCCUGCCCUCUUCUCCCUCCUCAGGCCCUCGCCCCCUCACCAGCUCCAGCCCGAGCACCAGCGAUGGCCUGUCCACCUCCAGCCCCCCUCUGGAUGUCAUAUCUGAGACCGUGGGUGAACUCAGCCUGGUAAUUGACACCGAGGUGGCUAAGAAAGCCUGCCAGGAGGUGCUUCAGAAGGUGAAGCUCCUGAAGGGUGAUGGAGAAGUGUCUUCAGCCAUCGCAGAGCCCGCUCUGGUGAACGGUAAUGUGCAUCCCAUAGAUGGUGGAGGAAAGCCUCCCAAGAUCAGCGAGGAGGAGGUGGAGCCUGUGAAAAGUGUACGGCGUCGUCAGAAAAACAACUCCUCCAAGCAGUCCUGGCUUCUGCGACUCUUCGAGUCCAAGCUGUUCGAUAUCUCCAUGGGGAUCUCUUAUCUUUACAACUCCAAGGAGCCCGGCGUCCAGGCCUACAUCGGAAAUCGACUCUUCAGCUUCCGUAACGAAGAUGUGGACUUCUACCUGCCCCAGUUGCUCAAUAUGUACAUCCACAUGGAUGAGGACGUGGGUGACGCCAUCAAACCCUACGUGGUGCACCGCUGCCGGCAGAGCAUAAAUUUCUCCCUGCAGUGUGCCUGGCUGCUGGGGGCCUACUCGUCCGAUAUGCACAUCUCCACACAGCGCCACUCUCGUGGAACCAAGCUGCGCAAACUAAUCCUGUCCGACGAGCUCAAGCCUGCCAGCCAGCGCAUCCGCAGGGAGGUGCCGCAGCCUCCCCCUUCCUACCCCCCUCCCUUCCAUCACGGUCAGGGCACGAGUGAGCACAGCCUCUCGCCCUCUAAACGCACGCACCAACGCUCCAAAUCUGAUGCAACCGUCAGUAUCAGUCUCAGCAGCAACCUGAAGAGAACCGCCAGCAACCCCAAAGUUGAAAGCAGUCAAGAUGAGGAUCUGAGCUCCAGCUCCGACAGUCUCGAGCUCGAGGCUGGUACACCCGUGCGUUUGACUCCUCAGCGGGAGUUCAUCAAAUCUCUGAUGGGGAUUGGGAAGAGACUGGCCACUCUGCCCACUAAAGAACAGAAGACUCAGAGGCUCAUCUCUGAGUUGUCUCUUCUCAACCACAAGCUGCCUGCCCGGGUCUGGCUGCCCACAGCGGCCUUUGACCACCACGUAGUCCGUGUGCCCCACACGCAGGCCGUUGUGCUCAACUCAAAGGAUAAGGCACCUUACUUAAUCUAUGUAGAAGUUCUGGAAUGCGAAAACUUUGAGACGUCGAGUGUGCCUGUGAGGAUCCCGGAAACACGGAUCCGCAGCACACGAUCCGUAGAGAAUCUUCCAGAUUGUGGCAUCACACCUGACCAGCGUGCCAGCAGCUUUUCCACAGUUCCCAAUUAUGACAACGAUGAUGAGGCAUGGUCUGUAGAUGACAUUGGAGAGCUGCAGGUGGAGUUUCCAGAGAUCCACACCAACAGUUGUGACAACAUCUCCCAGUUCUCUGUAGAUAGCAUCACCAGCCAGGAGAGCAAGGAGCCUAUUUUUAUUGCAGCUGGAGACAUCAGACGACGUCUGUCCGAGCAGCUUGCCCACACCCCCACCACAUUUAAGAAGGACCCAGAGGAUCCCUCAGCUGUAGCCUUAAAGGAGCCAUGGCAGGAGAAAGUGAGGCGAAUCAGGGAGGGCUCCCCCUAUGGUCACCUGCCCAACUGGCGUCUACUUUCUGUUAUUGUGAAAUGUGGCGAUGACCUGAGACAGGAGCUUCUUGCCUACCAAGUGCUGAAACAAUUGCAGAUUAUCUGGGAGCAAGAACGGGUUCCCUUGUGGAUUAAGCCCUACAAGAUCCUGGUCAUCUCUUCAGACAGUGGAAUGAUUGAGCCGGUGGUCAACGCUGUGUCUAUUCACCAGGUGAAGAAACAGAGCCAGCUGUUGUUGCUCGAUUACUUCCGGCAGGAGCAUGGCAACUACACUACAGAGGCCUUCCUUACCGCUCAGCGCAACUUUGUCCAGAGCUGUGCUGGCUACUGCCUCAUCUGCUAUCUGCUGCAGGUGAAGGACAGGCACAAUGGAAAUAUCCUGCUGGACUCUGAGGGCCACAUCAUUCACAUUGACUUUGGCUUCAUCCUUUCUAGCUCUCCACGAAACCUGGGCUUUGAGACGUCUGCCUUCAAACUAACCAGUGAAUUUGUCGAUGUAAUGGGAGGUUUGGAUGGAGACAUGUUCAACUAUUACAAGAUGCUUAUGCUCCAAGGCCUCAUCGCUGCACGCAAGCACAUGGAGAAGGUUAUCCAGAUUGUAGAAAUCAUGCACCAAGGUUCUCAGCUUCCCUGCUUUCAUGGAUCCAGCACCAUCCGUAACCUGAAGGAGCGUUUCCACAUGAACCUGACUGAGGAGCAGCUGCAGGUGUUGGUGGAACAGAUGGUCGACGGUUCCAUGCGUUCCAUCACUACCAAGCUGUACGACGGCUUCCAGUAUCUCACCAACGGCAUCAUGUAAACAACGACGGAAGCAUCCAGGCUAGGGCGCACGUGGACUAGAGCGCUAGAACUGGAAAAGGCUGCACCACUUUAAAAAAAAAAAAAAAAAACCACUCCCAACGCCCACCUCCCGUAACCCCAUCAGACUGAUUAGCUUUCUUUAUGGACUUUUUUUUUUACCCAGACUGAAGAGGUUUUGAGCUGUGAAGUAACUGUUUGUCUUUUCCCAACAGCCUUUCCUCUUGCUUAAACUCUUCCCACUUUUUUUUGUUAUAUUGUCUUGUUUUUCUCUGGAUGUCCCUUUUAAUUGUAUCCAGCUUUCCAGUGCCUCAUUUAAACACUAGGCUGGGCUGCUCCGUGAAUACUUGCUUUUACUCUCACCUGUGUACUCUUACUGACUGACUUCAUCACAACCCAUAUUAUCAUCAGCAUUUUUUUGUUUUGUUUUUUUUGCUAUACCUCUAAUGCAGUUUACCUUGGAUAAAUAAAUUACAGGUAACAUUCAGAAUUCAACAUGUGAUGCACUCUCAGCUGAGGUGUUAUGAUGAAAAAAAAAUGUGUAUCUACAGAAGCCUGUAAAUUGCAUUGUGUAAUGAGGGAAUUGGGUGGUUAAACAUUGCUGCGUUGUCUAGCCUUGUCAAGUCAGUGUUACUUUAAUUGUUUUCUAAGAGAACAUCAAGUCACUCACAAAUUAUGUGCUGCACAAUUAAGAGAACCACUGAGCAAUUAAACAUUUUUGCUUAAAGGGCUCAGUUUUUACCCUUUAAGCAACCCUGAUUUAAUAGGGUUGAUGAAGCUGUUUAAUUGGAUGUGGAAGUGUUAAACUUCCAAACACCAAAGACAGACCAGUGACUUAACCAAUCAAAUGGGAGUUUUUCAAUCUGGUCAAUUUAAUCUUCAACUGAUACAGAAACUGAUAUAAAAUAAUUUGGAACAUUUUUAAAUAUCCUGGUUUAUUUUCUAGGUCAAAUAAUUAUUGAAAGUGUAAAAACUAUUUUGGCUUUCCAAAGGUCUGAUGGUGGCCGUUCCAAAUGUUGCAGACUGAAAAUAUAAACUGCUGGACGGAGAGACAUGAACUUUAUUUAUUGCUCAAUAUACGUACAUGACAUGUUUGUUGAUUUUAAGUUAUAAUCCAAGUUGUGCUAAUUUGUACAGCUAACAUGAAUUUAUAAUGUGCUUUUCUUACUGCUAUCCUCAAAGUGAGGUGGGCAGCCAUGUGUAAAUGUGUGACUGAGCCACUGGAGUUUUUUGGAUGGACAAUUGCCUGCUGCUCAGAUGUUAGCAGGAAACGUGGAAAGGGCUACAAAAAAGUGGGAGAAAUCAACAUUAAUUCUUUGUUUUAUUCAUUCAUACACAUGCACAGGUAUAAAAUUCCCUGCCUAAAAUUCUAGUUUGUUUCUUUUAUUUUAUUCUUGUGGGGUGUGUUGAGCCUUGUCUUAUUUCCCUGUGACACCAAUGCAAUUUAUCCAUCUCUUAAUAGUUUUAGUUUAUUAAUGAAAGCCCCGAUUUCCUUUCAUUUGUUCGCCUGUAUAAGGGCAAUUUAAGAUAUGUACGUUUUCAAUGGCUUAUCUUUCUCUUUACUAUUUUAUACUUCGUUUCAACGUCAAACUCUUUUUCUUUCCUUUGAAACUUGUAAAACGGACCAGCUCUUGAGAUCAUGUGAAUAACCUUCCUUGUGAAUGUUCCUUUGUAUAAUAAAGUAAAUGUACCUGUU
This is a messenger RNA of Myxocyprinus asiaticus (Chinese sucker), 4401 nucleotides long. Its product is annotated as phosphatidylinositol 4-kinase beta. The transcript has 12 exons. Lineage: Eukaryota; Metazoa; Chordata; Actinopteri; Cypriniformes; Catostomidae. Gene Ontology annotation, cellular component: membrane; cytoplasm. Gene Ontology annotation, molecular function: 1-phosphatidylinositol 4-kinase activity. The record is from RefSeq and is a predicted model, not a curated record. Gene Ontology annotation, biological process: phosphatidylinositol-mediated signaling; phosphatidylinositol phosphate biosynthetic process. The coding region runs from base 148 to 2706 and encodes 852 amino acids.